UUUUUCUCUAGCGCACACAUCAUGAGCCGGAGUCAUCCAUUAGGUGAAAAUAAUAUUCAGAGAAUACCUGCAUCAGUUAUUAACCCUAGGACGGGGAGACCUAUAAGAACCGAUGCAGAUACCUUUCGUUGUCUUUCUGAAGAGCAACAGAUGAGAGCUAUUGAAGAAGAAAUUUCUAAUCCUAGGACAACUAUCAAUCCUGAAACGAAUAGAGCUAUUCUAUUAAAUGGGAAUACUGCUCGAGAGCUGAGAGCACCAGGGAGAUUGCCCAGGCAGGGAACACCUGCAUCAUUUCUUCUGUUUGACGAUGCUAGAAGAAAUUCUUCCCCUCGUCAAAAUGGCGCUAUGCAUCGACACAGAAACCAUGAAAGACAUGAAGAGUCUCCUGCUUCCACUGAACGCGUAGACAGUGAAACUGCCAAUCGGAUGAGUAUCGACAAUUCUGAAGACGGCCACCACAUAGUAAUUCGCAAACAUGUAGCAGUCACCAGUCCAGUAACACCUGAAGAAAAUGAUCGUUCGCCCACUGUUGGAACUAAUGAAACUGGGAGUCGGCGUGACACAGUUAAUGGGCAUGAUGGAUCAGUGUUAAGGGGGCCACGGAGACUAGAAUAUGAUGACAGUAGCCAAGCGCAAAGCACAAACCUAGUUCCUAGCUCAAGAAGAGCGAACACUUCAUCUGAAAGAGUUAACUGUGGAUGUUGUUCUUUGAUGUGAUGCAUGUUUUCUUGCGUACAUUAAAAUUUGUUGUUGCAUG
Molecule: messenger RNA, 757 nt
Organism: Galdieria sulphuraria
Lineage: Eukaryota; Rhodophyta; Bangiophyceae; Galdieriales; Galdieriaceae
Exons: 2
Coding region: 22-717 (231 amino acids)
Source: RefSeq, a predicted model, not a curated record